Messenger RNA from Mytilus trossulus (common blue mussel), 767 nucleotides. Its product is annotated as coiled-coil domain-containing protein 12-like. The coding region runs from base 88 to 558 and encodes 156 amino acids. The record is from RefSeq and is a predicted model, not a curated record. Gene Ontology annotation, cellular component: U2-type spliceosomal complex; post-mRNA release spliceosomal complex. The transcript has 5 exons. NCBI's taxonomy places the organism in Eukaryota, Metazoa, Mollusca, Bivalvia, Mytilida, Mytilidae.
UUCAUAUCAUAUACUUCCGUUUCCGGUACUGCCAAUUUCCAAACAUUUCAUUUGCAAUGCUUUUUGUUUGUGUCCACUUGAAAUAGUAUGUCAGACGUUGGGUCAUUAGCUGAGGCAUCUAGAAAAAGGAAACAAAGACUAAAAAAUCUUAAGGGCAAGCAACAUACAACAGAACCUGAAGUUGCUGAUUCAGAAUUAUCGGAAAAGUUACCAAAACCAGUAUUUAGAAGCUAUAGACCACAUGACGAAAACCUGAAGGAAUCAUUAUUGCCAACAACAAAACCUGAAGAUGUGACAGUCAAGGUCAAAGAUCAGCUUGAAGCUACGAAGAUUAAAGAUGUUGUUGAGGAAGUGGAUUUGAUGAAUCUGGCACCUAGGAAACCAGACUGGGAUCUUAAAAGAGACAUUGCAAAGAAGUUAGAAAAAUUGGAGAGAAGAACCCAAAGAGCUAUUGCUGAAUUGAUAAGAGACAGAUUACAGAACUCUGACCAGGAUCUAGCUCUAGUUGUCAAUGCAGGGGAAGCUAUUGCUAGAACUGAAGAAGAUGAAGAUGAUUGACGACUGAUGUGGUGUACAGAUAAUGGUACUGGUUACUGUACUUCAUAAAUGAAGGAAAUGAUAAGAUUAUUCUAAUUUACUGAACAACUGACUGUAUCAGUUAAUGUGUAAAUACUGUAAAGAUUGACAUUUCUUAUGUAUGGAUGUCUUAAAGAUUACUGGAAUAUAAAGAGGAUGAAUAAAGUAAAUAAAAUGUAAAAAAAGUCUUA